Messenger RNA from Gallus gallus (chicken), 2374 nucleotides. It is a transcript of the gene DUSP4, whose product is annotated as dual specificity phosphatase 4. The transcript has 4 exons. Gene Ontology annotation, molecular function: MAP kinase tyrosine/serine/threonine phosphatase activity; protein tyrosine/threonine phosphatase activity. Lineage: Eukaryota; Metazoa; Chordata; Aves; Galliformes; Phasianidae. The coding region runs from base 43 to 1170 and encodes 375 amino acids. Gene Ontology annotation, biological process: endoderm formation; negative regulation of MAPK cascade; protein dephosphorylation. The record is from RefSeq and is marked provisional. Gene Ontology annotation, cellular component: nucleus; cytoplasm.
GAGCGGCGGCCGGAGCGCGGAGCGGGGAAAGGCGGCCCCGCCAUGGUGGCCCCCGAGGGGCUGCGGGAGAUGGAGGGCAGCGCGCUGCGGCGCCUGGUGGGACGGGAGGAGGCGAGCGGCGGGCGCUGCCUGCUGCUGGACUGCCGGCCCUUCCUGGCGCACAGCGCCGGCCACAUCCGCGGGGCUCUCAACGUGCGCUGCAACACCAUCGUCAGGCGGCGGGCCAAGGGAGCCGUCAGCCUGGAGCAGAUCCUGCCGGCCGAGGGCGAGGUGCGGGCGCGGCUGCGCGCCGGGCUCUACACCGCCGUGGUGCUGUACGACGAGCGCAGCCCCCGCGCGGAGGCCCUGCGGGACGACAGCACCGUGGCCCUCGUGCUGCGCGCGCUCCGGCGCGACAUGGCGCGCGCCGACAUCCGGCUGCUGGCAGGAGGUUAUGAGCGUUUUGCCUCAGAGUAUCCCGAAUUCUGUGCUAAAACCAAGACCCUGAGCAGCAUUUCACCCCCCAGCAGUGCCGAGUCCCUGGAUUUGGGCUUCAGUUCAUGUGGGACCCCCCUUCAUGACCAGGGCGGCCCUGUGGAAAUCCUUCCCUUCCUCUACCUUGGCAGCGCCUACCACGCGGCCCGGCGGGACAUGCUGGAUGCACUGGGCAUCACAGCCCUGCUGAACGUCUCAUCCGACUGCCCCAACCACUUCGAGGGGCACUACCAGUACAAGUGCAUCCCUGUGGAAGACAACCACAAAGCCGACAUCAGCUCCUGGUUCAUGGAGGCGAUUGAGUACAUCGACUCAGUGAAAGAGUGCUGCGGCCGAGUCCUUGUCCACUGCCAGGCCGGCAUCUCCCGCUCGGCCACCAUCUGCCUGGCCUACCUGAUGAUGAAGAAGCGCGUCAAGCUGGAAGAGGCCUUCGAGUUCGUCAAGCAGCGCCGGAGCAUCAUCUCUCCUAACUUCAGCUUCAUGGGGCAGCUGCUGCAGUUCGAGUCGCAGGUCUUGGCCACCUCGUGCGCAGUGGAAGCUGCCAGCCCCUCAGGGACACUGCGGGAGCGGGGCAAGGCCACUUCUACCCCUACCUCCCAGUUUGUCUUCAGCUUCCCCGUCUCCGUCGGUGUCCACGCCACCCCCAGCAGCCUCCCAUACCUGCACAGCCCCAUCACCACGUCACCCAGCUGUUAGCUUGGGGCUAAGGCCAGCCAGGCAGGUAGCACAGAGGGGCACAGAGCCCCGGGAUGUUAAGCAAUAGUGCCGGACACUGCCAUUGACCCUGGACUCAAUGUCUUUUUCGUAGAGCAAUUUCUUACCUCAUCUCGUACCUUUUUUUUUUUUGCUUUUUAUGUUGUGAAAGCCACACACCUCGAUGUUGUCCAGGCUCUGUUUUGGGGGAGGAAAAAAAUAGUGUACUGGGUUUCCUGAAGUGCCUGGUCUGCAUCUCUUCCCAUCUCUACUUUAUCAUCUUGGUUUUUUAGGAAAAAAAAAAACAAAAAACAACACAACACCUCCCCUUCCAUCCUGUUUCUGCCCCCAGUUCAUUUGGGUGUUGACUUGGGUUGAAAAGGGAGCAUAAGCUAUUUCUGUUGCACAGCACUUUCCCCCUUUGCACAGAGGGACGCUGGGGUGUGCGGUAGGUGCUGCGUACCUGAGCCAGUCACAGCCAGCAGCAGCGCUGCAGCAGGGCUUCGGGGUGAUUGCAGGGAGCUCCAGGUCACCUGCUGUGCUGGCUCCUGGGGGACAGCGGCCUCUGGCUGGGAGGCAGCACGGAUGGAGAGAUGCAAUCCUAAGUGAUGCUUUUGUGCGUGUGCGUGUGUGUGUGUAUAUGUCACUGUGUCUCUAAGUCUCCCCUGUUCCCAUAAAACUUGUGCCAAACCUCCUGUAGUUUAACGAAGAGAAAGAAGGGGUGAGGGCAGCGAUACAGGCUGCUGAUUACUCUUGACCUGUUCUCCCUCCCUACCAUCCUAUAGCUGCUCUUCCCAAAGAAGCAGGGUAGGACAGGGCUGGACUGCGACGUGGAGAGAAGCAGCAGGGGAAGAAGAGGUGCAGAGGUGUUCUCCAUCUCACUUUCUGCACUCCAGGACUAGUGUGUGCCACUACCUGGGCUCUGCAGAGCAUUCACCCACCAGCGCUGGGCUGCAAGGUCCCACACACCCAGGCACCUGCACCGCAGCCUUAGGCUCAAGCCCAGAAAACGCCUCAUCUCCAAUCCCUGUGUAGCUUUAACCUCUCUCCAUCUUCCCAGCCCACACCAAUACAAAACGCCUGUGUGGCUGAUGUACAUAUGUAUGGUUUUGUUCCUUUUAUUUUUAUUUUUAGAAAUCAACUUUUUAUUUAUUGCCCGAGGGAGAAAAACCGUUUGGAGAAAAUAAUAAUAAAACACUUUUCAACA